AUUUACGUGGCCUUUGAAUUCUUCAAGACGCCAUUCACAUCCAGGAGGGGCAGCGGGAUGCGGUGGUCCGACUGUCAGCUUCGCCUAUUCCUACAAUGUCCCUAACGAUUUCAAGUCUCUUCUGUGAUUUUCCUGGACAGGAGGAUGUCGUGGUAGAGAAACCGAGGCUCAAAUCAGAUAAUGGCUUGCAAGUUCCGGGUAAGAGGAUGAUUCUAAUUGAAAAUUAGUCCCAACUCUCUGACUCUGGAAAUGCCCAGGCAUUAGGAAAUGCAGUGCCUGUCGCCUCGCCAGCCUCGAGGACUCGCCUCACUGACAGCUCGGAGCCGGCGAUUCGGGUGACCACAGGGGUGACCUUGGAAGACCCGGGACUGGAAGACUCGCCUAUUCCCCCCAACGCGGCACCAGGCGGCGCAGCAGGGUCUUGGGGGACACUGCGCCUGCGCGCCUGGCGCACAGUUCCGGGAAACUUCACAGUUUCCGUCAGACUCCUCCAGCAGCAUGAAGACCAGCGAGGACGACAAAGGAACGGCCAGCCACGGCCCGCGAAAACUAGGACUCUGCGUCCUCUGCGGCCUCCCUGCAGCAGGAAAAUCGACGUUCGCGCGGACCCUUGGCCACCGGCUGCAGCAGGAGCAGGGCUGGGCGGUGGGUGUCGUCGCAUACGAUGACGUCAUGCCGGACGCGUUCCUGGAAGAAGCGAGCGCACCACCAUUGCCAUCCCAGUGGAAAUUGCUUCGACAGGAACUGUUGAAGUACCUGGAAGGCUUCCUGAUGGCUGUCAUUAGCCAGUGUCAGAUGUCGGCCCCUCCCAACAGGACUGAAGCCAUGUGGGAAAAUUUUAUUACAUGCUUAAAGGAUCAAGAUCUGAUAUCUUCUGCCAUGCGUGAGGCCCAGUCUUGCUACCUCUUAACGAAGCUUGCAGUUUCCAGACCUUUGGUUUUGAUUUUGGAUGACAACUUUUAUUAUCAAAGCAUGAGAUAUGAAGUCUACCAGCUGGCUCGGAAAUAUUCAUUAGGCUUUUGCCAGCUCUUUUUAGAUUGUCCUCUUGAGACCUGUUUACAGAGGAAUGGCCAGAGAUCAAGAGCACUGCCUGCUGAGACCAUUCACCUCAUGGGAAGAAAGAUAGAAAAGCCCAGCCCCGAGAAAAAUGCUUGGGAACACAACAGCCUCACAAUUCAGAGUCCAGAACGUUCUUCUGAAGUCAGCCAGGAAGUGACUGAUUUAUUGCUUACUGCUUUGGAAAAUCCAGUAAAAUAUGUUGAGGACAAUGUGCAACAAAAGGAAACAGACAGAAUUAUUUGUUCAACCAGUGUUCUCCAUCAAGCUGAUCAGACACUCCGAAGAAUUGUCUCUCAGACAAUGAAGGAAGCAAAAGAAGAACAUGUGCUUCCUUAUAACUUGAAGCUUCUAGCUGAAGAACUGAACAAGCUCAAAGCGGAGUUUUUGGAAGAUCUAAGGCAAGGAAACAAUAAAAAAUAUCUGUGCUUUCAACAAACCAUCGAAAUAUCAGAUAUCAUUUCACUUUUUCAUUAUGAAAAAGAUAACAUUGUACAGAGGUAUUUUUCAAAACAGCAUUAAAAUUUCUGAAUUUCCAAUCAAGGGUCUGAUUUUAAUAUGCUUUUGCAAACUAAUUAAAACAAAUGGUUUUGUAUUACUAGCUGUUUUCUAGACCAAUAAAGUUAAAAGAAAUCAGUCCAUCCCAA
Molecule: messenger RNA, 1703 nt
Organism: Choloepus didactylus (southern two-toed sloth)
Lineage: Eukaryota; Metazoa; Chordata; Mammalia; Pilosa; Megalonychidae
Gene: PSTK
Product: phosphoseryl-tRNA kinase
Exons: 6
Coding region: 499-1578 (359 amino acids)
Molecular function (GO): tRNA binding; kinase activity
Source: RefSeq, a predicted model, not a curated record